AUGAGUCCUUUUGCAUGACCUCUUCUCAUGACACAAGCUUUAUUUUCACCGACCACGUGAAACUGACGACGAAACCACGUGUUUUGCAGAAGAAAUACAGAAAUUAUCUUUUUUUUUUUUUUUUUUAAAGAUGCUGUAUGAACAAAAUCAAUUCUCUUUGCAAACACUAGACGUCAGUAGAAUAAUCUUCCACAACUUUUUUUUUUUUUGUUCUCUUCCUGUUUUCCGGGAAAUAAGGGGAGAAACCGCAGCUGAUCGCAGGCGGAACCGCCUUCUCUUUGCGGUCAAACCCUCGGUUCUGCUGCCGCAGGCUGUCAGCAUGUCGGCCGUGAAGGUGGCAGAGGGGAGUGUGCAGGUGACAGAUGGGAGUGUGCAGGUGGCAGAGGGGAGUGUGAGGGUGACAGAGGGGAGUGUGAGGGUGACAGAGGGGAGUGUGCAGGUGGAGGGCUGCAAGGCGCCGCUCUUCUACCGACAGAGCGAACCCCCACAAGGGGAAGCCCGCUUGUCCGUUCUCCUCCUCCAUGGGAUCCGUUUCUCAUCUGAAACCUGGCUGAACAUCGGCACCCUGGAGGCUCUCGCCAACGCUGGGUGCCGCGCAGUCGCCAUCGAUCUGCCAGGCCUGGGCCGCUCCGCGGCAGCCGAGGCCCCGGCGGCCGCGGGUCAGCUGGCCCCCGCGGGCUUCCUCCGAGCGGUGUGUGAGCGGCUGGGCCUGGGCCCGGUGGUGGUGAUCAGCCCGUCCCUCAGCGGGAUGUACUCGCUCCCCUUCCUCCUCCAGCACCCGGCCCUGGUGCGGGCCUACGUCCCGGUGGCUCCCAUCUGCACGGAGCACUUCACGGCCGAGCAGUACCGCAGCGUGAAGGUGCCGGCGCUCGUCGUCUACGGCGACCAGGACACGCAGCUCGGAGAGCGCUCGCUGGACCACCUGAGGAACCUGGCCAAUCACAGCGUGGUGGUCAUGAAAGGGGCCGGUCACCCUUGUUACCUGGACGACCCGGACACCUGGCACAAAGCUCUCACCGGCUUCCUCAACACGCUGUGCAGCAGCCACACGGAAGCAACCACGCUUACCUGAAAGGGCGAUAAAACCCGAGAGGUGGAAGAGGAGAAAUGAGGGUUCAACAAUCGAAGCUUCAUCUGUACAAAAGAAUGGAGCGACAUGGACCACUGUCCAGAAAAGAAGGAGCUAAUUCUUCCAAGCACACAAACAUUCACACUCACACACAAACAAGAAAUAAAAAAUAAUGAACAAAUUCAAAACGUUUUGACUUCAGAUCUCAAACUUAUCGACAGUGCUGUAUUCCUAUAUUUUUAUAACUUCACGGAUAAUUUGACUGAUUUAACUUUUUUUUUCUCUCUCUCUAAAUGUUGCAGUUUA
This is a messenger RNA of Pungitius pungitius (ninespine stickleback), 1375 nucleotides long. RefSeq names its product abhydrolase domain containing 14B (gene abhd14b). Gene Ontology annotation, molecular function: hydrolase activity. Gene Ontology annotation, biological process: positive regulation of transcription by RNA polymerase II. Lineage: Eukaryota; Metazoa; Chordata; Actinopteri; Perciformes; Gasterosteidae. The transcript has 5 exons. Bases 131 to 1072 code for a protein of 313 amino acids. The record is from RefSeq and is a predicted model, not a curated record. Gene Ontology annotation, cellular component: cytoplasm.